This is a messenger RNA of Daldinia decipiens, 2413 nucleotides long. RefSeq lists its product as uncharacterized. Lineage: Eukaryota; Fungi; Ascomycota; Sordariomycetes; Xylariales; Hypoxylaceae. The transcript has 3 exons. The record is from RefSeq and is a predicted model, not a curated record. The coding region runs from base 120 to 2327 and encodes 735 amino acids.
CAGCCUCGUAGCUAAAUCACUCCGGUCCUUACUUUCUUCGUCUUCUUCGUCUUUUUGUAACGCCUAUAUCGUCUUCUCUAGAAUAUCUGUAAAAUAAAGAACUCGACUUGUCAUCGAGAAUGUCGUCAGAAAGCUCAGUUGGCUUUGCUUUUCAAGCGGAUGUCGCCAAUACUGGCUCUCUACUCCACUUACUGACGGGUAAAGCCCUCAAAGCUCUGAGCGACGGCGGAGUCGAUUUCUACUCCAUAACUGUCGCUAUUACUCUCGGCAAAGACUUCGAGGUCCGAAAUUCCUUAGGAAACACUGUCCCCGCACAUGUCAAGUCUAAACGUGGUAUCCAAUCCGUUUUAUCGAAAGUUUUGAGCAUUGGAUGGGGCCAGCCGGAGCUUGCAAUUGCAAUGACAAAGACCAAAGCGGGUGUGAAUGCUCUUCUCCUGAUUGAUGCUCUGGCAUGUGGAUCUACAUACUACCAAGCUGCUGAAUGCUUUUCAAGCCUCCUCUCCCUACGAGGCUGUGAAGCUGACAAGUUGCCUAAUGUCGACGUACUGAAACAUAUGAUCGGCUAUCUCGCCCCCUUUCUUCUCGGCCUAGGCUUUUCAAGAGUUGUCGCACAUAUUACAACGACUGCAACGCGUGCGAUAAGAUUGAACCAUUCUAGAGAUUCUAAACUUUUUGACCACCUUACAAGAUCUGGGGACGCGUCAAGUGUUGCGGGCGCUAUAAAUCAAUUGAUGCUUACCUCGGGAAGGAAAGAGAGUUGUUAUAUGCCUACACGCAUGAGGGGUGCUUGGCUUUCCGCAUUCGCAAGCCAUGUACUUGGAAUGGCAGUCGAGUUACGUCUCGACGAUGCCAUCAUAUGGGAAAGUGCAGGAAGCAACGGGACUGCUAUUUUUGAACUGGGGGAGUAUCAAGCCGAGGACUCCCACUUCCAGGCCAUUGUAGGCCAGAGGAUUACAAUAAUCGAAUUACCAGAUCCCGAAAACCAGGAUUCGAUGCUUGAUAACUGCCUCCCGAUCGAUAUGAUUUUUGCAUCAGUGAUUGCUCAUGAGCCAGAUAUUGACAUCUCACUCCAGCAAGAUAUCCAGCGAGCGAUAUGUCGGUUUAGCUUCAAAAUACUAAGAUCACUCCAAGAACGGGCUCACAAAGUUGAAAAUACACGGUUUUACACGAAUUUCAAAGUAGCUGGGGCACUUAGAGAAACGCUUAAUGCCUUUGGAUUCCAGAACUCUAUUAUAGAUUCCGUUGAGAAUCAACCGCCUGCGGAGGAGAUACCAACCAAUAUGCUAAAUGCACUAGACUGGCAAGGCAUACAGUCACUAGGUCCUGAGGCAUACGAUAAGCUGAGAAAUGCUUGUGGGAGGCAUGGAGAUGACACUACGGGCGAUAGCAUCCAUUCGCCGAACCGUAGUAGAUGCCGUCGAUUAUGUGGUUACGUUAACCGCCUAAUUGUUGGAUUUACGUCUUCUGUAUUGCUUCUAUCACAGUGCCGAUUUGAUGCCAGCCAACUCAGUAUUUACCCGGACGUUCUUUUGGAUGAUAUUAGGAACCAGAAAAACAUAAAUGGUAUACCCUACAGCUAUUUACUAGAGGGGGAUUAUUUGAAGUCUAUACUCUUGUUGGUAGACCACGACACAGAAAGAGGGCGUGGAUUAAUUCGCCCUUUCAUCCUGGGAAUUUCAGGUAAAAGCUUUACAGUUUGCCAUACCUCUAUACUGAGCUACGACUGUUUCGACAACCAGGGUCGCUUCCUAACUAUAUUGCCUGGUCGUGCAUCAGUAGCAGGUGCCUUUAGGUCCGAAAUAGUAGAGAAAUACGCAGGUGAUAUGGGUGCAGAGUAUUUAAAAGUUCCCGUUUCAACUCUACUCGCACCAGGGCUAUCUCUCAUGCCACACCAUGCUCCCCCAGAAGGUAGUAUAUUCAUGGGCGUGUCCUUUGACGAAAAUGUAAUUUUUUCGGAUUUCAAAGUUAGAGACGGCGAGACUUUUGCGAGAGGCAUAUCCAUCAAGAGUUGCACCAAAAAAAUGUUAGACGCACAGAGUGUGAGUUGCCCGCAUGAGCCUACAUCGGAAUUACAGGUGCAAAAGGAACAAAAUUUAGCAGUUGUUGGAUUCGGAGCCCUGAACAGCAGUAAAGGCAGAAAUCAGGACAUCAUACAGCUAGUGGCUUUACAUGGAAAUAAACUUGAACAGCUUCUUACAUUUGGGAUGAUCGAGUCAGACAUGGAUGCUCGCUAUAUGGGGUUCAUUUUCCAACAUAUGGCAUGUCUAAAGUGCUGCAUUUCAACUGCGAAGAACGAGGGUAAGGAGAUUGUAAUCAUGGGUGGAUAAGAAGGCUAUUUAGCAUUAUGAUAUUCCUUAGAUUUACGACUACUACCUAAUAUAGAACAUACCCUCGAUUUCACGAGGCCGCCGGC